This is a messenger RNA of Mytilus trossulus (common blue mussel), 3831 nucleotides long. RefSeq names its product multiple epidermal growth factor-like domains protein 10. Lineage: Eukaryota; Metazoa; Mollusca; Bivalvia; Mytilida; Mytilidae. The record is from RefSeq and is a predicted model, not a curated record. Gene Ontology annotation, molecular function: scavenger receptor activity. Bases 133 to 1584 code for a protein of 483 amino acids. The transcript has 5 exons.
AGUCAAGGAAGUUGGAAUACAAUAUUGAAACAAUUGAACAAGGUCAUUUUCCAGAAAAUAGAUAAAAUCAACAUGAAUAUAAAAUUGGGAUAACCUUGUUGUUUGCCCAGUUUAUGAAAUGAUCAACUAACGAUGACGAAAUUCAAAAUUUUAUUUUGUCUUUUCGUAAGCUUACCCUUUUCAAGAGCAUGUGAACAAUGCAGUUUUAGUAGCUGGCAUACAUGGAGUAAGUGUUCGGAAUCGUGUGGUGGCGGUAUCAAGACUCGACAGCGGUCAGUAUGUUGUCCUCCAGAAAUUCUAUAUGACACUUGUCUGAAUAGUCUCUGUAAAGAUAAAGUGACAUAUAAUGACACACAACAGACGGCUGUUUGUAAUGAUCACUGUCUUGAGGGAGGAACUUAUAACGAAGGAUGUUCGUGCAGAGCUGGAUGGACAGGCAGAUGCUGUGGAAUUCCUUGUGGAGACAAAAUACACGGAGUGAAUUGUAGCCAGGGUUGUGAGUGCGCAGAGGGAUUGAAAUGUGAAAAGAACUCUGGACAAUGUGUCCUACGUGAGUCUGUUGUUAAAGCAAAGGACGGACGUGAAUGUCAAACAUGUGAACUACGAGACUGGGGAUCUUGGGGAAGUUGUGAUCAGCAGUGUGGGGGAGGUAUGAAGAUAAGAUACAGGGAGGUCUGCUGUCCAGAGAUAAUAGACUACCAUACAUGUACCAGAGAAACAUGCAGGGGCAAAGUCAAUCUUAGUGAAAUAGUUAGUAAAGGACCAUGUAAUCUCGAUUGCUACAACGGCGGUAUAUAUAACGAGACAUGUCAAUGCAAACCUGGGUGGUCGGGACGAUGUUGCGACACCAAUUGCGAUGAUGGUUAUUUUGGCGAUGGCUUUAAUUCUACUUGCAAUUGUCUAACUGGUGCAGUAUGUGACAAGGAAACAGGUGCAUGUCUUCAAAAGGCAUUGUUAUCGGGUCAUAGCGAACCAAGAGAAGAAACGUCAACGCGUCUAUACAUCAUUAUUGGGAGUGGCAUCGGCGUCUUCUUUAUAGUACAGAUUUUAAUAAUAAUUUUGAUAGAUGGGUACAUCAAGGGCCGAAAACGACGAAAGGCGGAGAUAACUGCUCGUUUAGACAAAGAAAAAUUCUGGUCAGGGAAGACAGCAUUUGAUGGUUCUGAAAACCUUUACGAAGAAAUCCCAUUUGACAAAAAGGGGGAAAACAACAGUAAAAUUUCGAAAAUAUAUAUUGCAAAAUCUGUGAACAAAACCUCCGUGAAGAAGCCUUCUAUUCAAAACGGUAUUGUCAAAGGCACCAAAGAUAUGAAAUCGGAGGAUAUAUACCAAGGGCUGGCUAAAACGUUGGAAGACUCUGGAUAUCAGGCGUUAAUUAACCCGGAUGCAAUGAAAUACAUGGCAAUCAAACCUGCUGUUAUAAACCUUGACAGCCCUGUGUACAUUUCGAUGUCUGAUAGUCCAAACAAAAGUUCAGACAAAGCAAUUGACCAAACAAGGGUUGCAGGAUACAUGGCAAUGUAUAGUGCUUCUGGAGAAACUUGUGAAAACAAAAAGAAACUUUAUAACUUUGAUGUUGAAUGACCCUAGAACUAAAAUUACAGUUGAAAAUUGUUUCUUUUAGAAAAUUGUGGGUUUUUUUUUCGUUUUUGUAGUCAGAUUUUUCCCCCGACUAAAUGAAAUGAGUUUUUAAGUUGAAACCAUAGACGUUUGAAAGAGUAGCAAACUACACUUCGGUGACAAAACUACUUGAAUUAAACGCUGUGUUCGGUGCUCGUUAAAAGGACAACUAUAUGCAAUUGUAGAAACAUGAUUCAAGGACAAUAAAAUGUAUGAAAACUAAAGCACUAAUUUAAACCAGAAGGGGACGACCAUUUGAUAUUCUGGGGGGGGGGGGGGGGGGGGGGGGAGGACUUGUUUUUGAUCGGUUAUUUAUUUCUGUAAACUAAGAGGACAGAUUAUCCAUUUUCUGCACUAUUGAAGCAAGAUUUUUCAUUUUCAUUAAAGCAAGGGACUGAUUAUUCAUUUUCACAACUAUAUUUAUGAUAUUCGAAAAAACAUACAAUUUUUAAAUGAUUUGUUUAUUAUAAAUAAUACAUGUAUAGUCAAGUGAUUAUGUACCAUUUAAUUAGAAUCAAUCAUCAUCCUCUGCAGAAAUGAAUCUUUUAUAUAUCCCAACUGCAUUCAUACUAUUAAAGUUUGGUUGUAACUAUCCUCUUUUAAAAGUAUUGGGAAACAUUUUUUGAAGGGUUUUGGAGCCACUGAAGGCCGAAGAAGCUAUAGAACAAAGGAUGCAAUUCAUGCUUUCUGGGUGUUCAAAAGACCUUUUCAUAAUCUGAAAAUGCAAGUUUUGUUUUAAUAAUGUUUUGACAAUAUUUUGGUCUCAAGGCAAAAUGUAUAAAUUCAGUGUAAGCUGACCUAAUUUUCUAGGGACAACAUCAAAAGACCAAUGUGCAUGACAAAGCAAAAAUGGAAUUCACAUAGUUUAGUCUGUAGCUGCUGGUUUUUUUCCCUUUAAACUCAUGAUCAAGGUCAUAACAAAAUUUUACACAAAGGAACAAUGAACAAAAGACAAAUAAAUAAGUAACAUUGAUCCCGAAAAAUCAGGGCUACAUCUGAGGGAAAACAUGAAAUGUAAUUACGGGCCUGUUAAAGGUUUCUUGAGACAAUAAAGUCACAAUAUACCUCAUGUUAAAUGAAACCAAUUUUCAGACAUUUCAAGUAUAUUUGAAUAAACUAUACUUUCAUUGUUAAUAAAAUUGGGAAGUGUUUCCCGAUUUUUUUGGGGAAAUAAGAUGAAUUUAUGACGAAUCUGGUGCCAUCUCAUACCUUUGAUUUGACCUGUUGAGUUAUUUAUUUUCGAAACAUUGCAAGUCAGGUAAUUUAUUUUUAAACUACCACAGAACAAACCAUUUAUUUUUGUGAUUAUCAAGGCUGAGUUAUUUAUUUUCAAAAUCCUUCUCCCCCCUCCCCCGAAAAUCAAAUGGUCGUUCCCUAACCAUUCAUCCAAUGAUAAGUCAAAAUGUUGUCUCAAAACUAUAUAACAAAUGGCGGCACGCAUUUGAGAUGACAAGCAGUACCAACUUUUCAAAAAUUGCGAAAUAGUCCGUCAUUCAACAUUUAACAGUGUUACGUGCAAUUCAUGUCUGCAGUGGCUGUAUUUAUUUUUUGUAAGAGAAAAAUUGUACCAUAAGAAAGGCUCUGGUUUUGUAACACUUAUAAAGCAUUUUGAAGUUGUUUAAUUCUAGUUUUAAAUUCAAAAGCUAUGAGAAAGUUUUAGUAUUAUUUUCAUUAGAAUAUCAAUUUAAGUAUAAUCAUGUUAUACAUAUCGCAAAAUUAAAGUAAUUUUGAAUUAGAAAAAUAUCUUCUACUGGACCUUACCGAAAGUUUUAUUUCUAAAACGGGAAAAAUCAGAAUCAGAAUCAGUAAUAGUAAAUUACUAAUAGAAGUUGGUAGAUAUACUAGAACACCUUUAGAACAGAGAAUUUGUCCAAUUUGUAAGGAUGGAAUUGAAGAUGAGUGAUAUAACUCCAUCUUUUGUUAAUAUGUGGGAACAAGAUAAGUUUAGUUUCAUUUUGAAAAGUAAUGAUACGGACAUUAGUACUGUAAGUGUAGCCGGAAUAAGCGAUAUGUAUGAUUUGAAAAUUCAUUUAAAGAGCUUUUGUAGUAUUAAAGCUGAUUGUAAUAGCUUGAAAUAAUAAUAUUGUAUGAAUAAAACCUGCACGCAAUGUAAAUAUAAAAUAUGUAUCUCUUAUCAUUUUUGUAUUUUGUAAAUGUCGGCUGGUAUCAUUUCUGUAUAGAAAUUUACACAAAUAAAAUUAUUUGAUUUGA